Cataglyphis hispanica is the source of this 2008-nucleotide messenger RNA. RefSeq names its product pro-resilin. The transcript has 2 exons. The record is from RefSeq and is a predicted model, not a curated record. NCBI's taxonomy places the organism in Eukaryota, Metazoa, Arthropoda, Insecta, Hymenoptera, Formicidae. Bases 122 to 640 code for a protein of 172 amino acids.
CCCCGUCUCUUCUUCGUGGGGGCCCCCUACGCGCGUACCCCCCUGCUUCUCCCGGGGGUAUAAAUGACUCCGGUCUACCUUCCACGGAGUCACAGAACUGAGCGGCAUCGCAGAAGCCGACAUGAAUCUUCUGAUCGCGUGUAUGAUUGUCGGUCUGGCAGGGUUCGCCCUGGCUGAGCCGCCUGUGUCCUCCGGCUACAGUUACAGCAGACCAACCGGUGGUGGCGGCGGGGGUGGCUUCUUCGGCGGUGGUGGCGGUGGCGGCUACACCCAGGUGUCUUUCGGUGGUCAGAGCAGCGAAGGUGCAUCCGUGGAUGGUGCCCUGCUCGAGCAGAUUCGUCAGAUCCUCCUGAAGGAAGAGUCGCAAUCGGGCGGCGGAUUCGGCGGUGGAGGUGGAUACUCGGCGCCUAGCUCCAGCUACGGUGCCCCAUCCGCACAAUACGGUCCCCCGUCAACGCAAUAUGGCGUGCCCAGCUACCAGACUCGUGUCGUAGGAAUCGAUCUCGAGGGCAUCAGGCAGGCUAUCCAGGUCGCCCAAUUCAACCAGGUCAGCCAAGGACCGGGAGGUUAUCCCAGUGGACCUAGCACCAGUUACGGAGCGCCCAGCAGGCCGUCCGGUAGCUACGGUGCACCGUAUUAAGGAUCAUCUUGGGUUGGAUGAUGAGAGAGAGAGAGAGAGAGAGAGAAAAUAAGAGAAUGAGAGAGAGAAAGAGAGCAAGAGGAUGAGAGAGUUGAUAAUGGCACCGGCCGACAACAACGAUUACUUUCCGAGAUGCAGCUGAAACACAUAAUAUAAAAAGACUAUGGAGAAGAUCAGAUAUACUUGGAAAAAGGUCAUAGAUAUCACCAGAUUCUCUCACAAUGGUACAUUCCUCAGGCUCGUCAACUCGGAAGGUCGUCGAUAUCAGGAUUAGAAUAUCGAGCGGAUCCGUAGUUUUGCCGCAGAUCGAGAUUCAAAGACGAGCUGGAUCACCGAAAUUGGCGUUACUCCCCUUCGUGGUUCCAGCGUCGUCGCGCGCCCCCAACUAAUGCUCAACUAGAGGACACGUCAGAUGGAAACGUGUGCGAAGGAAAGCGCAAAUGGCGAUCCGCGGGAUGGCACCUAGUCCGUUGAGGAUCAAAUAGUCGUCGCUUCAACGGGUCAGGGUCUCCCGGGAUCCGCCGGGAAGAAACGCACCGUCUCCGAGCAGCAUCUCUUUCGGGCCCCUGGCUUGUCGGGAAAUCCAACGGUCGUCGCUACGACAAGAUAAGGGGUCCGUGGGAAUGUGAAUGUGGCCAGUUUUUUUUUCUUUUCUUUCGGAAAAGACUCGGUCGGAAAUGAAAUCUUGAGCGCAGUCGGCACGGUGCCGAAGUCUAUCGUACCAAAAUCGCAUCAAUCGUCGCGGUCAUCGAUGUCAGUCGCGCGAGGAUCAGUGAUAUCGUAGGGAGGCAGGCGCAAUCGCUGAUAACAGACACACUUCACACAUUCCCGAUCGUCGGGACACUCAUAGAACAAAGGAGGAGAAGGAGGAGGCCGACAAGCCGAAGACGUGAUUGGCGCGAUUAGCGCCUUGUAAAUAAAAUUCUACACAUGAUCGCUAUCUCGCGGCGUCCGCUGCGUAAUUCGCUUCGGCUCUUCCUCCUCAAAGAUCGAUUCAUCAGUAUGAUACGAUCAAAGACCUUGAGGAUAUCAAAGCUGAUAGAUUCAGCUGGAGAGCAGAUUCUUCCAACUGAAGACUGAGAAAAUCGCGGGAAAAAAUAUCCGAAUAGUAUAAGGUCGAUUUCGCUUAGGGUAACCGACCUCUAUCUGUUCGCGAUAAGAUUCACCGAGGAUGUUCAUCGUAAACGGAAGAGCGAGACGGAUUACAGAGCGGACGCCGCCGUGUCGGAGACACGUACACGCGAAGCCACACUAUUUUUUUAAUACAUUUUAACGCUCUACUUCCUUAACCACGCAUCUUUUUGUACUUGUAUAAAGGCUUUUUUUGUAGAAAAAAGAAUAAAAAAAAGAACGUCGCCACCGUUGAAA